Rotaria sordida is the source of this 358-nucleotide messenger RNA. NCBI's taxonomy places the organism in Eukaryota, Metazoa, Rotifera, Eurotatoria, Philodinida, Philodinidae. The record is from the annotation of a GenBank genome assembly.
AAAAAAAAAAAAAAAGGAAAAUAUAUUUGGUUGGGAUCAAGUGUUUCAUGAUAUUCAUGAACCAGAAUUAAUACGUGAAAAGAAAAUUAUUGUACAUGAUGAUCCAUUAGUUGAUAUUAUUGAUGAAACAUAUCCAUUUGAUCCAAGAUAUUUUCGACCAUUAAUGGCUACUGUACGUGUUGCACUUCAUAAUAUAACUGGUCAUCUUAUUCAUCAUACUGAUGAUGAACCAUGUCCAAUAGCUUUUUGUGAACGACUUUGCUUUGAAAUGACAACUGAUCUAGAUGAAACAAGAUUACAAGUAUUUUUUCUACCAGUUAAUAUUUAUAUUGAAGAUACAAUUGUUGUAAGUAUAUAA